GUGACUAUGUGUUAUUGUUAUGAUCAUGUCUAAUCUUCUGUUUUUCUGAUCCAAUAUGAGGUCAUGAUUUUAUUUUUCUUACAUGUCAGUUAUCAAAUCUGAUGUGAGAUGAAUAAGAGAUGACAACUCUACCUUAUUGUGGUCCCCACAGUAUUCCAGUAAGAGAUGGAGAUAAAUGGCCGGCCUCUCACCUGACCGUCACCAUCCUGCAGGCUCGUCGCCUCCGACCCAAGGACCGCCGCAGCGGCAGCAACUCCUACGUGCAGGCGCAGCUGGGCAGCCUAAGGUUCACCACACAGCCCGUAUGCAACACGCUCUGCCCGGAGUGGAAUGACACUGUGACCUUCGCCCUGCCCAUCCCACGGGAUGACGCCAUGACCCUGACCCUGACGGUUAUGCACAGGCGAUCGCUGGCCGCUCUACCAGACAGGUUUCUGGGUCGGGCCGAGGUGCGACUGGUCGAUGUGUGCCGGGAUCAUCAGCCAGGUAACACAAAGUGGCUGACUCUUGAAUCCAAGCCCAAGAAGAAAGUGAAGGACAGAGGGGAGAUGGAGGUCUCGUUCUGCCUGGGCAACCUCCACUCCUCCUCCACUAGAGUGGACACCCAGCUCCGCUCCAUCUGUGCGGCCAGCCAUGGCGGCUGGGGGAGCACAGAGCUCCACCCGCCAUCUUCUGUUCAGCCGGCAGAGAAACGCGAGCCAAUCCAGCCAUCUUGCGCUGCAGUUCCAGUACUGGACCAGGCCCCACCAUCUGUGGUCCACACCCACGAGCGAGCGGCCAGCCCGCAGUGUGUCAGCAGCGGCGGCGGCAAUGGUGAAUUCCCUGAUCCCAGUGUGCCGGCUUCAUCCGACCACAGUGGAUUGAGCAACAUGGCAGCAGCCAAGAGCGAAACAACGGCAGUCAAAAUCGCUGAUGGCAAAGCGGGAGAUGCCACUCCAAUGGAGCUGAAGGAAGACGGCAACCACGCGGCUAAGUGCAGCAUCUCCACCACCGCCACUCAGAUGCCCCCUCCGCCACGCUCCCAGGAGAGCUCCAGUGCCACCACUGGCCAGCCCAGCAACCUUCUCCUCCGGCUGGGCUGCAUGAUGAGGCGCCUGCAGUACCGCUGGGGGCUUGGGGCCAACAGGGGAGAGAUGCAGCCCCUGCACGUCCCUGAUGCACCCCCAGAGGCCUCAGCCAGGUCUGAGGGCAUCUCCGCGUCCUCGGCUGGAGGCCUGGAUGCAGGGUACAGCCACCUCUUGUCCGAGAGGCUAAGAGCACUGUGUCUGUGGGUGGACCGGUGCCUGGGGAGAAUUUGAGUCGGCAUGGAUGUGACCUUGUGUGGCCAUGAAAAAUAAAACUGCAAUGUAGA
Messenger RNA from Alosa alosa (allis shad), 1351 nucleotides. RefSeq names its product rab11 family-interacting protein 1-like. Bases 120 to 1298 code for a protein of 392 amino acids. Gene Ontology annotation, biological process: regulated exocytosis. Gene Ontology annotation, molecular function: small GTPase binding. Lineage: Eukaryota; Metazoa; Chordata; Actinopteri; Clupeiformes; Clupeidae. Gene Ontology annotation, cellular component: intracellular membrane-bounded organelle. The transcript has 5 exons. The record is from RefSeq and is a predicted model, not a curated record.